This is a messenger RNA of Vairimorpha ceranae, 327 nucleotides long. Its product is annotated as 60s ribosomal protein l30. Lineage: Eukaryota; Fungi; Microsporidia; Nosematidae. The transcript has a single exon. The record is from RefSeq and is a predicted model, not a curated record. Gene Ontology annotation, cellular component: cytosolic large ribosomal subunit. Gene Ontology annotation, molecular function: structural constituent of ribosome; RNA binding. Bases 1 to 327 code for a protein of 108 amino acids.
AUGAGUCGUAGAUAUUCCAAAGCCGUAGGACUUGCUGCAUCUCUUCCUUUGGUAGUUAAAACUGGUAAAUAUAACAUUGGGUUUAGAAGUGCAUUGAAAAAUAUUAUAAAUAAGAAAGCAAAGUGUGUUAUCGUAUCAAGCAGUCUUCCUGCUGUUAAAAGAAAACAGUUAGAAUAUUACUGUGUUCUUGCAGGUGGUAUCCCACUAAAAUUCUAUGAAGGUACAAAUAAUGCAUUAGCUAAUUUAUGUGAGUUGAAGUAUAGAACAGGAGUUAUGACAGUUUUAAAUGUAGGAGAAUCAGAUUUACUUACAGAAAAAAUAAAUUAA